Messenger RNA from Guillardia theta CCMP2712, 620 nucleotides. RefSeq lists its product as hypothetical. The transcript is spliced from 8 exons. The record is from RefSeq and is a predicted model, not a curated record. NCBI's taxonomy places the organism in Eukaryota, Cryptophyceae, Pyrenomonadales, Geminigeraceae. Bases 153 to 545 code for a protein of 130 amino acids.
CAAUGUGGAGAAAGCGGAGGACAACAAUGAUGGCGAUGGCGAUGGCUAUGAUGAUGAUCACGAUGCCUUCAUCGUCAUUAUCAGCAUCACCAACACCUUCUUCCUUCUCAGCAGCGCCAUCAGCGCAUGAAGUUGAGAACACACUCCGCAUCAUGCUGAAGGAUAAGGAUUCGGACUCACUGAUUCCUGACACAGAGAAGAUUCACACCAAAGUCGGGCAAAUGUUCAAGGUUGAGCUUCAGAGCUCGCCGUCUACGGGGUUCACGUGGGCGUUGGACGGCCUGACUUCUAUGGACAUGGGAAAUCCCUUACAGUCUGUGAGGACUGGAGCUUCGGCUGCCAUCAAGGAAGUGUCAAGCAAGUUUCAAGCGUCAUCUCAAAACACCAAGCUGGGAGCUCCUGGCUUCCAGAGUUUUGUCUUCGAAGCGACGAAAGCAGGAUCAACUAUCAUCUCCUUUUCCUACCGAAGGCCCUGGGAAGAAGAUUCUCCUCCCUCCCAACAAGUGAUUAUCGAAGUGAGGGCGGCGGCGGACAAAGAGCUUUGAAGCUCUUCUUUCCAGUUUAACGCAGAGGCAGCGAACGUCAAGCUUGUUUAGACUACAGUGAACGAGAUGGAGUGG